Molecule: messenger RNA, 1047 nt
Organism: Lodderomyces parapsilosis
Lineage: Eukaryota; Fungi; Ascomycota; Pichiomycetes; Serinales; Debaryomycetaceae
Product: H(+)-transporting V0 sector ATPase subunit d
Exons: 1
Coding region: 1-1047 (348 amino acids)
Biological process (GO): vacuolar acidification; proton transmembrane transport; vacuolar transport
Cellular component (GO): proton-transporting V-type ATPase, V0 domain; fungal-type vacuole membrane; vacuolar proton-transporting V-type ATPase complex
Molecular function (GO): proton-transporting ATPase activity, rotational mechanism
Source: RefSeq, a predicted model, not a curated record
AUGGAAGGUAUAUUCUUCAACAUUGACUAUGGCUAUGUUGAAGCCGUUGUUAGAGGCUACAGAAGUGGUCUUCUCACUGCCAACCAAUAUGUCAAUUUAACUCAAUGUGACAAUUUAGAGGACCUCAAACUACAACUAUCAUCAACUGAUUAUGGCAAUUUUUUGGCCAAUUACUCAGGUCCAUUAACCACCUCAGUAAUUCAGGAGAAUUUAAACAAAAAGAUUUAUCAACAAUAUCAAUACAUUAGAAGUCAAUCUAGUGGGAAAUUGACAAGAUUUAUGGAAUAUAUUCAGUAUGCGUACAUGAUUGAUAAUGUUAUAUUGAUGAUUACUGGUACAUUACACGAAAGGGAUAAAUCCGAUAUUUUGAAAAAAUGUAACCCCUUGGGAUGGUUUGAUACGUUGCCUACAUUGAGUAUCGCUACUGAUAUUGAAAGCUUGUAUUCUACAGUAUUGAUUGAUACUCCCUUGGCGCCAUUUUUCAAAAACUGUGUCUCGGCUGAUGAUUUGGAUGAUUUAAACAUUGAAAUCAUUCGAAACAAAUUGUACAAGAAUUAUUUAGAAGCAUUCAUGAGUUUUGUGCAACGUGAAUUUGAUGGACCUGAUAAAGAAAUCAUGACGAGAUUGUUGACUUUGGAAGCUGACAAACGAGUGAUUAAUAUUGCAUUAAACUCGAUAAACAAUUCGCAACUUUCUAUUGAGGAUAAAUUGAGUUUGUUUCCACAAUUGGGUCAAUUGUAUCCUACUUAUCACAUUGAACUAGCUCAAACUGAUGAUUAUGAGCAAUUGAAAUUGAUUGUGGAAAAUAUUGGUGAUUUUAAGGAGCUUUUCAGUGAAAGUGCCGAUGGUAAUAGAAGUAUUGGUGAUGGAUUUUAUUUGUUGGAGUUGCAAUAUUGUCGAAAUGCAUUUACACAACAAUUCACUUUAAGUACAGUGUAUGCUUGGUUGAAAUCAAAGGAGCAAGAAGUGAGGAAUAUUACUUGGAUUGCUGAAUGUAUUGCUCAGAAUCAAAAGAGUAGAAUUGAAAAUUAUAUUGCCGUAUAUUGA